CCAAUCAAACGUUUUUUUGCCUAAAUCCUUUAUGGAUCUGAAAGAUAUCCUAUAUAGAAAUUAUAAUUUAUCAAUUAACAGUGACAAACAUUAUGGCAGCAUGACAUAAUUGUUCAGAGUAUGCGACACUUGUCUUUGACUUCAGGUCAGCGCGCAAAAAUAACAGCGUUGACCGCAUUCGCCUCGAAGAGCAGAACUCACAGGUUAACAAAGAGUGUUCCCGGAAAAUUCGAGAAACUCGACGACGACAAGAAACGGGACAAGAAGCUCGCAAAGAAAGCCAAGAAGGACAAAGCUAAAGGCGGCAAAGCGGACGUCAGUCCAGCUUCUAGUUUGGCAGUAAGCCCCAGUACAUUACAAGCAUCCAGUGUGCAAGUAUCCAGCGAAGAUGACGCCAAGGAAGACGACGACGAAGACAGAGAACAGGACGGAGAGCUUCUCAAAAAGAAAGAGGAGUCGAAAAGCACGCUCCCCGAUAGCUCCGACUUUGUGCCGCCAUCUGGAGAAGAGGAUAAAUAUGUUCUGACUAAGAAAAUGGUGGAGAAAGUCCGCAAGGCGCCGGUAAUUCACAUGAUAUGCGGCGAGAUAGACGGCAGUAGAACCGAUCUGCGCGACGUUACUCUCUUCUAUUUUAUGCGCACCACCGACGAGGGUAUACCUUUCUUCGACACCUACGAAGAGUGCCUCGAUGAUAUUACGAGUUACCUGGUUGUCGGGUCUCUCGACAGCAGAUUUCUGGCUUCUCUGGAUAGGAUGCUGACUGACGUGUUCAAGCCAUUGGUGGAGAAACAAUUCAGAGGACCAGAUUUUUACGAACGAUGGAAAUUGGAAAAGGAAGCGGAAACGCCUGUUAUCGAGAAAACAAUAUCAGCACUAGAGAGUAUAGAAUCUCGAAGUGCCGCACUAAGAAGACCAUCCGAGUUCCGGAGAGCGUCAGUAUUCGUUUCCAGACCGGAUUUGAAUAUAAGAACAGGCAGGCAAGACGAGGAAGACGACGUGAUCUCUGCGUCCAGUUUGCAGGACGACGUUUCAAGAAGUAAAAGAUCAAAAUCCAGCUUGAGAGGAAGCGGCAAGAAAUCAUCGUCGGACUUGAAGUCUAGUAGAUCGGCUGAUACGUUGAAGGAGACCAUGAGAGAUCAACAGAACAAGAAGGACAUUCUAAAUUAUCUUGACAAUUUGAUUGAGAGCGUGGAAUGGACGCUGGAGCACAUCGAAGGUGAUAUUUUACUGACGAUGCCGACCAUUCCAGAGCUGCAGGACCCAGCAAUAACAGACGAUAUGUUGCUGAAAAAUCAAGAUGUCGUCCAACAGAUGGAAGAAGUGGUCAUAUUGUGGGGGAAACACAUACAGAAAGUGAUGGAAUCGUACACGAGCAAAGUGCUUCCGGAGAAGGGACCAAUGGUGGAUUAUGGAUACUGGCAAGAUUGCGAGACCGGAUUAACGAUGCUAGUGGAACAACUGAAGAUGCCAGUCGUUAAGCGGAUUUUCGCGCUCCUCGAGCAGAUAUCCUCGCCGAUCGCCUCCAGCUUUCAAUAUUAUCAGAUGGAACUCAGGAAACAGUAUGUCGAAGCUCGAGAUAGUAAUAAAUUCAUGCAAACGCUGCUGAGACAUUUCAAGUUGAUUACCGAAUCGGAUUCGUUCGAAUCUAUAGCGGAGUGCAUGCCUUCGCUGACGGAGGGACUGCGGAUGCUUUGGGUGUUAUCCAGUUAUUACUCCUCCGAGGAGAGAUUGACGUCGCUGAUGGGCAGGAUAUCGUGGCAGAUCUGCCAGAACGUCAGGAAGAACUUGGCGAUCGUCACGUUAUUUAAGAAGCCGUUGGAAGUGGUCUUGGAGAGAACGAAUUGGGCCAGCACGAUGCUGAAGCAAUGGAAGCGAUCGUAUUUGAAGACCCGAACCGACAUCGAGCUAUUGGGAAAGGGAACUCGUUGGGAGUUCGAUCAGAAGCGUCUCUUCGAGGCCACGGAGUACAUCGCCGAUGUCUGCAGCGACCUCCACAAGAUCGCCAGCGUCCUGCAAGACUUUUACAACAUUUUUGGAGCAGACCUCAAGUCCAUCAUAGACGACCCCGCGCAGAUCGACACUGUGGUGAAGCGAGUGGACGCGCUGGUGAUGCCGAUUGAGCAGGCGGACUUCGACAUCUUCAACGUGUACAACAAGGAGAACUGGGAGGCGAUGACUACGUGGUUCUACGAGGAGGUGUUGUUCCUCGAGGACCAAGCGAAGUUCUACAUCGACGAGUGCUUCAACGUCUUGAUCAGCGCCGAGAACGCGCUCGAGAUGCUGCUCAAGUUCAAGGACACGAAGACCCGCGCGGCCGUUCAGCAGCAGCUGCUCAGGAAAUUCGACUUCAUCAUGCAACAGUUUAGCAAGGAGAUCAAUACGGUGGAGAAUAUAUAUCAUCGAGGCAAACGGCACCCACCGUUGCUGACGUACCACCCUCCGAUGGCGGGCGCGAUUUUCUGGGUGAGGCAGCUGUUUCACAGACUGCACCGACCGGUGCUGAUCUUCCAACAGGUCCGCGAGCUAAAGCACAGCGAAUUGAAAUUGCUCGCGUUCAGCCAAUAUCUCGAUAUUGCGAACCAGUUGAAGGACUUCGAGGAGGCUAAGUUCAACACGUGGCUUGACAAUGCGCUACUCAUGAUCACCGCUACCAUGAAGAAGAGCGUAUUGAGAAUAGUGCACGUCGAACGCGAUUCCCCUGUUACUCUGACCUUCCCAGACGAGCAGCAACCUUCGAAAGAGUUACAACUGAUCCAUCUAUCGUCGAAAACCAAACACAAAGACGUGGGUUCCCUCUUGUCGACUCCACGAGGAUCGCUGCUCAAGCACAAUGCUAUAAUAUCGAAGCCCAGCGCGGAAACGACCACCUCGGACGUUGCAGGGUCUAGAGUCAUAUCUGCACAAUUAUUCCCUGAAGCAAGAUCCGAGACCAAAGGGAUGCCGCACAAGGAGCAGAAAGCCUCCACUAUGUCUUCGGACAAGCAUGAUGUUCGCGCGAAGAUCAGCUGGACGGAGUUCAUGAGCGGCACAAUUCUGGUGGAGUGUCAGUUGCGUUUUCAGCUGAACUUCGACCUGGAGGUCUUCGAGGUCAUCAGAGAGGCGGAACUGAUGGAGCAGUUGGGCUUUGAGCUGCCCGCAGCCUUCAGGGAAGUCGGCAUUCAGAAAAAUCGACUGAGAGCAGACAUUGACGUCACCGAGAAGAUGGUCAAUCAGUAUAAUAGCGUCGUGGACGCAUUAGAGAAGAGUGACAUACAAUUGCUGAAGCGUACUCUGCAAGAUAUCGAGAGACACCUUCAGCCGGGCGUAACGCGAUUUAACUGGAACUCCUUGAGCAUCUCCGAUUAUGCGUCCACUUGCGGCAAGAUGCUGAAGAACUUGAACUCCAUCGUCGAGCAAGUCAGUCAGAUGAAGCGGGACCUCGACAGCCGAAUAGAGUCCGAAUUGCAAUCGUACCAUCUGUUUUCUACGAAGAAGGAGAUCGCUGAGUCGGAAGAUCUCUUGCCAUGCAAGCUUUAUUUUCUAGAGAUUAAAAACCGGCGUUCCGAGCUAGUAUCGUCGAUGUCGAGAGCAUACAAAUCGAUCAGUCCGAUGCUCAUGAAGUUAGAAAGCUUAGUGCUGGGUACUUCAACUGGGAAAAGUCCAGAUAUGCAACUUUUGUAUGAAAAAUAUGAGAAGAAAAUUUUCGCCGCUUUCAUAAUAUGCAUGUUAAGGAACAUGGAAGUUCUGAACAAAAUGUUAAGCAGGCCUAGGCCGUUUUUCCAAAUUGACGCCGUAUUAAUGGCAUCCGAAGUGGUACUGCGUCCGUCACCCAGCGAGAUCUACAAUAUCAUUUGUCAUGACGUGCGAGACCUAUUGGAGAGACUAAAAGGAUUCUCCAGAUGGAUGAAUGGAACCUGCUUGGAGUGUGAACCACUCCAGAAAAAGGAGCUUUCAGAGGAUUUGAUCACCUUCAGUUUCUUCGAGGACGUGAUGAGUGUUAGAGUAGUUAACGAGCUCAUAAAGCUGGUUCAAGAUACGGCAUACAAGUUAUCGAUGGAUUGCUGGCGGUAUCUGUACAGAUGGAGGAAGUAUAGCAAUUUGUGGUCGUUCGAUAAGAAUCUAGUCUGCGAGAAAUUCGAUGCGACGAAGCCUACGCUUCCGCAAUACGACGAGAAGUUCACGUUUUACGAAGGCGUUUUGGAGGAGCUAGCGGAUAUGGAGCUUUACUUCGACCUGAACAGUAUACGUAUCAACUUGAAACCGCUCUUAUCCGGCAUCGAGCGUCACGCGAAGGAAUGGAAGCAAGUUCUGGGGAAUUAUCUUAUAUCCGACACGGUGCAGGCUAUGAGCCAUUUGAAAACACGCAUCGAGAACUUCCAGCGCGAGAUCGAAUUGGUGAUCACCGGACUGGAUCGCUACACGAUGAUCAUGCAGACGAUCGCCGAAGUGAAGAGAGUAGCCAUCCAAACUGAGGUGGAGUUUCUCUCUUAUCAAGAAUGCUUUCAAACCAUGCGCGCCCAUAGGAUCGAGUUUUCCCCGGAGGACGAGGCGAUGGCGCAUAAACUGCAGCACGACUGGGAAGCGUUGUACCUUGAAGCUCUCUACAGAGCUUCGACCUUGGAAAGCACUAGCGACAAAUUUUGCGAGAUGACCGAAGACCAGAUCCGACGAUUGCUGAGCGAAAUCGCGGAGUUUGCUGAAGAUUUCGAGAAGCACGGUCCGGGAAGCGUCGGAGACGAUUUGGAGCUCGGGCUGAAGAAAAUGGAAGAAUACGGCAAGCUGAUCGACAAGUACGAAGAGAAACGCGCGAACUUGGCGAAGUCUGAGGUGCUGUUUGAUCUACCACCCGUGGAUUACUCAGCCUUCUUCAAAGUCAAGAAGGAUUACGAGAACAUGGGAAUACUAUACGAUCUCUACAAACAGCAGAGGAGCGAGCGAGAGACUUGGGCGAAGACUCUGUGGGUGGACUUAAAUCCUCAGCAGCUUAUCGACGGUAUGGAGCACUACAUGAGGGAAUUUCGGCGACUGCCGAAGUUCAUGAGAACCAUGAACGUCGGAUAUGCCCUGGACGCCGACAUGAGGAACUUCCGGAAUUCGGUGCCGCUCUUCAUCGAGUUGAAGAACGAAGCUAUGCGAGAUAGACAUUGGCAAGAACUGAUGAAAAGAACCGGACAAUAUUUCGAUAUGGAUCCGGACAGAUUUACCUUAGAGAACAUGUUCGCUAUGGAGCUGGGAAAGUAUCAAGAAAUUGCUCAAGGUAUCGUGAUGAACGCCGUGAAGGAACUUGCGAUUGAAAGAGGCGUGAAAGAAUUAACGGAAGUGUGGAAAUCCACGGAAUUUAACAUGAUCAAACAUUACAAAGGCACAGAAGAUCGUGGCUUUAUUCUGGGCCCACUUGAUGAAUUGAACGUGAUACUAGAGGACAAUAUGUUGAACGUACACAACAUGGCAGCCUCCCAAUUUAUCGGACCGUUUCUUAGCGUCAUUCAGAAAUGGGAGCACACGAUGCACAGGAUCGCCGAAGUUUUGGAGUUGUGGGUGGAUCUUCAACGGAAAUGGCUGUAUCUCGAGGGUAUAUUCGUGGGCGGCGACAUCCGUCUUCAGUUGCCAGACGAAACGAAAAGAUUCGACGACAUCGACAAAGCCUUCAGGAAAAUCAUGAACGACACGUCAAAGAGGCUCAACGUGUUAGAAUGUUGUACGAUUCAAGGCCGAAAGGAAGAAUUCGAGACCAUGAUCGCAGCCCUCGGAAAGUGCCAGAAAUCCUUGACGGAAUAUUUGCGCAAUAAACGCGCCAUAUUUCCGAGAUUUAAUUUUAUCAGUGACGACGAACUGCUGAACAUCCUCGGCAGUAGUCAACCUACUGUCAUCCAGGAACAUGUUGGAAAGAUGUUCGAUAAUCUUGACAAGUUUAAAUUCGUGUCGAAUAACACGGAUAGAAUGCUAGUGACGGCUCUGAUAUCCUGCGAAAGGGAAGUUAUGGAAUUCAAGAAUCCUGUGAGCACGGAGGGCAACAUUGAAAUCUGGAUGGGCUUUGCCCUCGAGGAAAUGAAAAGGUCGAAUCGGUACUUGACGAAGAAAGCGGUCUACGAUUAUGGCAAGAUGCAAAUGCCAAGAACACAGUGGAUACUCGAAUUCCAAGGAAUGAUGGUUCUCGCUGCCAAUCAAAUAUGGUGGACCGCGGAGGUCGAAAAUGUUUUCGAUAAGAUAUCUCAAGGGAAUAAUCGCGCGAUGAAACAGUAUUUGCAACAACUCAAUCAUCAAUUAGAUGAACUGGUGACGCUGAUGGGCAGCGCUACACUUACAAACAAGGAUAGGAAGAAAAUAGAUAUGGUUCUAACAGUCGACGUACAUAUCCGCGAUAUUAUCGAAGGUUUCAUUAGAGACAGCAUUACGGAUUCCACGGAGUUUGAAUGGGAAAGUCAAUUAAGAUUCUACUGGGUUCAUCAUCUGGAUAAUGUAUGGAUGAACCAAUGCACAGGUGCCUUCGAAUACGGCUACGAGUAUAUGGGCCUUAAUGGCAGAUUAGUAAUUACACCUCUGACCGACAGAAUAUAUCUCACCAUCACUCAAGCUCUCUCGAUGCACUUGGGCGGUGCACCGGCAGGCCCAGCUGGAACUGGAAAAACCGAGACAGUCAAAGAUCUGGCUAAAAUCUUGGGACUCUUAUGCAUCGUCACUAAUUGUGGAGAAGGAAUGGACUAUAUCGCAAUCGGGAAGACCCUGGCUGGUCUUGCUCAGUGCGGGGCAUGGGGUUGCUUCGACGAAUUCAACCGUAUCGACAGCUCUGUUCUUUCUGUCAUCUCGACACAGCUGCAGACUAUACGUUCAGCGCUGCAAGUUAAGGCUCAGAGAUUCAUGUUUGAAGGGCAAGACAUCAUGCUGGACUCGAAGAUAGGGAUUUUCAUCACUAUGAAUCCGGGGUACGCCGGUCGUACAGAACUGCCGGAUUCCGUCAAGGCCCUCUUCAGACCGGUGGUGUGCAUAGUGCCGGACAAUGAGUUGAUUUGUCAAAUCAAGCUCUUCAGCGCCGGUUUUCUGACGGCGAAACUGCUCGCCAAGAAGAUGACAAUCCUUUACAAGCUGGCGAGCGAGCAAUUGAGCAAACAAACGCACUACGACUUCGGCUUGAGGGCCCUCAAACCUGUGCUAAACAUGGCUGGUCAGCUGAAGAGAACUUCCAGCGACCUGCCUGAAAACGUCGUACUAAUGAGAGUACUCAGAGACAUAAACCUACCUAAAUUUAUAUUCGACGACGUACCACUCUUCUUGGGUCUGAUCAGGGACCUGUUUCCUGACUUGGAAGUUCCCAGAAUGCACUACCCUGACUUCAACAAGGCGGUUGAGGCGGUGUUGGGAGAACACGGAUAUACCAUCUUACCUGAACAGGUUGACAAAGUCGUACAGCUGUACGAAGUGAUGAUGACCAGACAUUCGACGAUGAUCAUCGGCCCCACCGGCGGUGGUAAAACGGUGGUCAUCGAGACAUUAUGCAGAGCGCAGACGCGCCUCAACAAGCCCACGAAACUGUACGUUUUAAACCCGAAGGCUUGCACCGUUAUCGAAUUGUACGGCACGCUGGAACCCAUGACACGCGACUGGAUAGACGGUUUGUUGAGCUGCAUUUUCCGUGAGAUUAAUAAACCGCUGAGUUCCGACAAUGACGAGAGAAGGUACAUACUCUUCGACGGCGACGUCGACGCGUUGUGGAUCGAAAACAUGAACUCUGUUAUGGACGACAAUAAAUUGCUGACUCUGGCGAAUCAAGAGAGGAUUAAGAUGCAGGAUCAUUGCAGUUUACUCUUUGAGGUAGGCGACUUACAAUACGCCUCACCCGCUACAGUGUCAAGAGCUGGUAUGGUUUAUAUGGAUCCGAAGAACCUGGGUUACCAGCCGUACAUGGACAAGUGGAUACGAGGGAAGAGCGAAGCCGAUCGAGAUUUCCUCAGUGGAAUGUACGAGAAAUACGUGCAUGGCUCACUCAAGCUUAUUCUCGAAGGAAUGUUCGGCUCCCAAGUGGUCGAGCCACUUCGACUGAUCAUACCGCAAACUGGACUUAAUAUGGUGACUCAACUCUGCUACAUAUUCGACGGCUUGCUGUCGAUAGAAAACGAAUUGGCGGACAGCAGACUCGCAGAAAUCGGACAGGGGGAUGACGCACUGCUGGAGCCAAAAGUGACGAGAGAAGAACUUUGGGAGGCGAUGUACAUUCAAGCGUGCUAUUGGUCGUUCGGUGCGUCUAUUGUGGAUAAGGCACGUUAUAAAUUCGACGAAUAUAUGAAGAAGACAUAUGGACUUUUGCCAAUGCAAGACACGCCCGCCAAGCCGGCAACUGCUAGAUACAUACCGACGUCAUUUCCAACUAUGUACGAUUAUGUGCUGGACAUUAAAACGCAAGUUUGGAUGGCGUGGAAGUGGUUGGUACCGGCAUAUAUUCACGAUAGGCAGAAAAGCUUCUCGGACAUCUUGGUACAGACGAUCGAUACCUCGCGUACUACAUGGUUCGUGAAUAUCAUGAGCAAGCUGCAAAGACCGGUAUUAUUGGUCGGAGAAACCGGGACUUCGAAGACAGCUAUCAUUCAUGAAUUUCUAAGAAACUUGAACCCCGAAAAAUAUGAUCAACUCCUAAUGAACUUUUCCUCGAGAACCACUUCGAUGGACGUGCAAAGGAAUAUCGAGUCGAAUGUGGAGAAAAGAUCGAGAGAGAUAUAUGGACCACCACCUGGAAAGAAACUGAUAGUUUUCAUCGACGACAUGAACAUGCCGAUCGUGGAUACUUAUGGGACUCAGCAACCCAUUGCACUUCUCAAACUGCUGUUCGAAAGGGGUGGUUUUUACGAUCGCGGUUACGAUCUGAACUGGAAAUUUAUGAAAGACGUUUAUUACAUAGCAGCCAUGGGAGAACCCGGUGGUGGUAGGAACGAAGUCGAUCCGCGUUUCAUCUCGAUGUUUUCAGUUUACAACGUAACGUUCCCGUCCAACGAGACUCUCAAUUACAUUUACACGAGCAUUUUGACGGGCCAUUUGCAAACAUUCCCAGUGGAAGUUCAAACUAUCGCGAAAGGACUUGUCCAAUUGAUGCUGGAACUUUACGAGACAGUCAGAAAGGAGUUAAUGCCGACGCCAUCCAAGUUUCACUAUAUCUUCAACAUGCGGGAUCUCUCGAGGAUCAUGGCUGGACUCCUUCAGAGCCAUCCGGAUUUCUUUCCGGGCGUAAAGCAAUUUGUUAGACUCUGGAGAAACGAGGUCACUAGGGUCAUAUGCGAUCGUCUCAUUAGCGCACACGAUGAGAAUUUGGUCGUUGAACAGCUGAGGGAAAAGAUAAGCGAUUAUUGGGAGGAAGAUUCCGAAGUAAUUCAAUACAGCUUAAGAGACCCAAUGCUCUACGGUGACUUCAGGAACGAGGAUGAACCUAGAUUUUAUGAAGAUCUCUUGGAUUAUGAGGCGGUUUACAGUUUGUUCCUUGAGAUUUUCGAAGAGUACAACGAGAGAAAUAUGACUAAGCUGCACAUGGUGCUGUUCAACGACGCGCUCGAGCACCUGACCAGGGUGCAUCGAGCGCUUCGGAUGCACCGAGGCAACGUGCUGGUCGUCGGUACAGGUGGCAGCGGGAAGAAAUCAGUAAUAAAGUUAGCAUCCUUCGCCGCCGGCUACCAGCUCUUCCAGAUCAUACCGACCCACGGAUACAACGAGGCGUCCUUCCGCGAAGACAUGAAGAAUCUGUACAACAUGGUUGGCGUGGAGAACAAGAGGGUCGUGUUUAUGUUUACGUCCGCCCACAUCAUACAUGAGAGCUUUUUGGAAUUGGUGAACAACAUGCUGAUGGCGGGCUUCGUGCCGGCUCUUUUCAAUGACGAUGAAAAAGAGGCGAUCAUCGUUUCUUGCAGAGAUGCAGCGGUCAAUGCGGGCUUCGACAUGGGAAAAAAAGGCGUCUGGUCGUACUUUCUCAAAACGUGCACGGCGAAUUUGCGGAUAGCUGUGGCGAUGAAUCCGUCAGGGGACAUUCUACGGACACGAUGUCGCAAUUAUCCCGGCUUGAUUAACAAUACCACCAUAGACUGGAUGUUCCCGUGGCCACGGCAAGCUCUGGUGGCUGUGGCGAAUGUCAUUUUUCGAGACAACCCGAUUGUGCCGCAGAAAUACAAGGAGGCAGUUGUGAAUCACAUGGUGUACGUGCACACGUCUGUAUGUCAGUACACGGAAGACUUCGUCAUGAAAUUGAGGAGGCGAAAUUACGUCACGCCGAGGCACUUCCUCGACUUCAUCAACACUUAUCUGAGUUUGUUGAUAGAGAAGAAAGAGUCCAUAAGCUCACGCUGCGCGCGCCUUUCCGGAGGAUUACAGAAGAUCGCGGAGGCUUCGGUAACCCUGACAGAACUAAACGAGACUCUGGCUGUACAGAAGAUCAAGAUAGCCGAUCAGACGAAGAAUUGCGAGCAGCUGCUCGCAUCCAUCGGCGAGAGCACGGACGUCGCGAUGCAGAAAAAAGAGCUGAGCGAGCAGAAGAGGGAGGAGAUCGAGGACCAGAAGAAAAUAAUCUCCAAGGAAGAAACAGAAGCCAAGCAGGUGCUGGCGGAAGCUCAACCGGCUCUCGACGCGGCCAAACUUGCGUUGGGCGAAUUCGAGAAAGCAGAUAUCACCGAGAUAAGAUCCUUCGCCACUCCGCCUGAGCCGGUGCAGAUCGUUUCGGAAUGCGUCGCGAUACUUCGAGGCGUCAAAGACGUGUCCUGGAAAGGAGCGAAGGGAAUGAUGAGUGAUCCAGGAUUUCUGAGGAGUUUGCAAGAGAUGAAUUGCGACGAGAUCACUCUGAAGCAGCAGCAAGCGAUACGAUCCCACCUGAGGAAGAGCGACAAGCUGGAUCAGAUGCAGGCCAUCAGCAAAGCAGGAUACGGCUUGUACAAAUUUGUGCUCGCCGUUCUCGAUUAUUGUGCCGUUUACAGAGAGGUAAAACCAAAGAUAGAAAGAGUCCAAGAACUCGAAGAGGAAUCCAAGAAAGCAAAGCGUGCCCUGGAGAAAGAGCAACGUGAGUUGAAUCGAUUAGAAAAGAUGAUCAACGAGCUGAACGCGAAGUAUGAGGUCGCGAUGACCGAACGACAGAAGCUUCAGGACGAAACGGAUCUACUGCAACGACGUCUGUUAGCCGCCGACAAGCUAAUCUCCGGCUUAUCCUCCGAAAACAAACGCUGGCAAAGGGACCUGGAGGUUCUGCAGAAGGACUUGGAAAAGGUCACGGGAAAUUGUUUGUUCAGCGCAAGCUUCCUCGCUUACAGCGGUCCGUUCUCCUACGAAUUUCGGAAUGAAAUGUACAGCGACUGGGAGAACAGCAUUUUGGAAAAGGAGCUACCUCUAUCGAAGCCCUAUAAGCUCGAGGAACAGUUGAGCAACGACGUCGAGAUCAGCACAUGGAACUCGGAGAGUCUACCGUCGGAUGAGCUCUCUAUUCAAAAUGGCAUAUUGACCAUAAAAGCGUCCAGAUUUCCACUUUGUAUUGAUCCUCAGCAACAAGCGCUGAAUUGGAUCAAGAAGAAAGAACAGAAGAAGAACCUAAAGAUUCUUUCUUUCACGGACACGGACUUCUUGAAGCAAGUAGAAUUAGCGAUCAAGUACGGCUUACCGGUGCUCUUUCAAGAUGUCGAAGAAGUCGAUCCUAUUCUGGAUAACGUUUUAUCAAAAAAUAUUCAGACUGUUGCAGGACGAAUGUUUGUCAUUCUCGGUGACAAAGAAGUGGAUUAUGAUCCAAGAUUUCGUAUAUAUCUAAUGACAAAAGCAUCUAAUCCAUUACUUGAUGCUGCUGUAUAUGCCAACGCGAUUGUCAUCAAUUACAUGGUUACUACGGCAGGCCUGGAGAAUCAACUUUUAUCGGUGGUGGUAAGAUCCGAGCGGCCGGAUAUCGAAGAGCAACGAGAAACGCUGAUUUUAGAGAUCAGCGAAAACAAGAGCCUGCUUCAGAACUUAGAAGACACUCUCCUGCACGAGAUCGCGAUGGAUCAAGGCAAUAUGUUGGACAAUAUCGAUUUGAUCGAAACUCUGGAGCGCAUUAAAUCCAGCGCCAGCGAAGUGAUGAGCAAGCUUUACCUCACGGAAGUCACCGCGUCUGAUAUAAAUAAACUUCGCGAAGGCUAUCGUCCGGUGGCAGAACGAGGCGCUGUCAUGUUCUCCGUGUUGGCAGACAUGGCCAUUGUGAAUUCUAUGUACCAGUAUUCCUUGAUCAGCUACGUCGAGGUGUUCGUCCACUCGCUGAAGAGAUCGCUCCCGGACCCGGUGCUGACUAAACGACUGAAUAACAUCAUUCCAAUGUUGACGAAGAAUGUAUACGAUUACGGCUGCACCGGUAUCUUCGAGCGGCACAAGUUGCUUUUCUCCUUGCAAAUUUGCGUGAAAAUAGAGCAGAGCCUAGGCAACGUGAGGCAAGAGCAGCUGGACUUCUUUAUCAAGGGUAGCAUGGCCCUGGAGAAGUCGAUCAAAUUGAAUCCCACCAGGUGGCUGUCGCAGAUGGGCUGGGAAGAUAUCCUCAAACUAGCGAGUGACUUUCCCGACAAGUUCGAACAGCUACCGGAAGAAUUGCGGGAUUGCGCGGAAGACUGGAAGGAGUGGUUCGAUUCAGACGCGCCGGAAUUGGAGGAAUUUCCAUGCGACUACAACGAACGAUUGACGUCUUUCGAGAAGCUGAUGCUGCUCCGUUGCUUCCGUGUAGAUCGCGUUUAUUGCGGUAUUAUCAAGUACAUCAUCGAGAUUAUGGGCGAGCAGUACAUCACCCCGCCUCAAGUGAACCUCGACAUGAUUUUUGAGGAGAGUACCUCCGCAAUGCCCGUGAUUUUUAUUCUGAGUCCAGGCUCGGAUCCCACUUCCGAACUGAUGAAGUUAGCCGAUCGGUAUGGCUACGGCGAAGGAAGGUUUAAGUAUCUCUCGCUCGGCCAAAAUCAAGAAAAGAUCGCGAUGGACUUAUUGGAGUUAGCAAUAGCAAGAGGUCAAUGGCUGAUGUUUCAAAAUUGCCACUUGCUGCUGUCCUUUAUGAGGAAACUCGAGAAGACUUUGAGUAAUAUGGAACAAGCUCAUCCUGAUUUCCGUCUGUGGCUCACCACGGAACCGACUCCCAACUUUCCAAUCGGCAUACUCCAACAAUCGUUGAAAGUGGUAACGGAACCACCGAGUGGGCUGAAGUUAAAUCUGCAAAACACGUACUUCAACAUGCGGCCGCAGCUCUUAGAAAGCUGCUCUCACCCUCUUUACAAGCAUUUGAUUUACGUUUUGGUGUUUUACCAUGCGGUUAUCCAGGAAAGGAGAAAGUAUGACAAGAUUGGAUGGAACAUAAAGUACGAUUUCAACGAGUCGGACUUCAACGUGUGCACCAACAUUUUAGAUAUUUACUUAACAAAGGCACUCGCGAUCAAAAAUACUAAGUUACCAUGGAACAGCCUGAAAUACUUAAUUGGAGAAGUGAUGUACGGUGGAAGAGUGAUAGAUAGCUACGAUCGUCGCGUCUCCCGCACCUACAUGGACGAGUACUUCGGUGAUUUUCUGUUCGACGAGUUUCAGCCGUUCCACUUUUACAAGAACGACAUCGUCGACUAUGUAGUACCGCCAGAAGGAAGUCGCGACGAUUAUUUGCAGUUUAUCGACGAGCUUCCGUUGGUCAAUACUCCGGAAGUAUUCGGGCUACAUCCGAACGCCGAAAUAGGAUACUUCACGCAAGCGGUUAGGGAAAUGUGGAGGCAUCUUGUUGAACUUCAACCGCAAACAGCAGUGAGCGUUACCGGCAUCAGCAAGGACGAAUACAUCGAUAACGUAGCGAAGGAGAUCCUGACUAAGAUACCUACGCCGUACGAUAUCAACAAAGUUAAGAAGAACUUCACCGUGACAGUGACGCCGACCGCGAUCGUGCUCUUCCAAGAAUUGGAGAGGUUCAAUAAAUUAAUAGAAACGAUAACGAGGACGCUGAAUCAGCUGAUAAAGGCUAUUGCCGGCGAAAUCGGAAUGGACGAGGCAUUGGAGAAUAUUUCAGUGGCACUUUAUAACGGCAUCCUGCCCAAGGAAUGGGCCAAAUUGGCGCCAGACACGCGAAAGAAUCUCGCCGGCUGGAUGGACCACUUUCAAAAGAGGAUAGUCCAAUACACUAACUGGUCCGGCGCGAACGAACCCAUUGUACUUUGGUUGUCCGGAUUGCACGUGCCGGAAACUUACCUGGCAGCUUUGGUGCAAAUGACUUGUCGCAAAAACAACUGGCCCCUCGAUCGCUCCGUCAUUUACACGGUGGUGUCGAAGUUCACUAAGCCUGACGAUAUAGAAGAAAGGCCCGAUGAGGGCUGUUACGUGCACGGAUUGUAUCUGGAAGGUGCUAGAUGGGAUAUGGAGGAACAUUGCUUGAGGAGACCUCAUCCAAAGGUCCUUGUAGAAGAACUACCGAUAUUGACUAUCAUACCUACCGAAGUUCAUCGAUUAAAAUUACAGAAUACAUUCAAAACUCCAGUAUACACUACAUCUGAUCGGCGAAAUGCUCUCGGUGUCGGCUUAGUGUUCGAAGCGGAUUUGGCGACUCCAGAACACAUUUCGCACUGGAUCCUGCAAGGCGUUUGUCUAAUAUUAAAUACAGACUAAGAUACUUUUCAAGAUCGACAAUUGAACCACUGCAUUCUAGUAUAUCUUGCGUUAGUGUCAUUAGUUAAUACUAUCAGUUACAGGACUUUUAUAAUAGAUAUAAAUUAAAUUGUUCUUCCAUAUUAUUAUUUAAGUACGUUAUGUUCACUAGU
Odontomachus brunneus is the source of this 14726-nucleotide messenger RNA. It is a transcript of the gene Dhc98D, whose product is annotated as dynein heavy chain 10, axonemal. Gene Ontology annotation, molecular function: dynein light intermediate chain binding; ATP hydrolysis activity; minus-end-directed microtubule motor activity. Lineage: Eukaryota; Metazoa; Arthropoda; Insecta; Hymenoptera; Formicidae. Gene Ontology annotation, biological process: microtubule-based movement. The coding region runs from base 121 to 14574 and encodes 4817 amino acids. Gene Ontology annotation, cellular component: dynein complex. The transcript has 50 exons. The record is from RefSeq and is a predicted model, not a curated record.